UUAAGUUUAAAUGAUAAUAAAAAUAAAAACCGACCCUCUCUCGGCAACAGUAAAAUACAAGUGAUUUUACAAGAGAAAAGGCCAAUAACUUUUUUUUUUUUUUAAAGACAAGGCUUCCACCCGAACACCCCUCGCAAGUGCAAACUUGACGGAGGCGUUAUCCCUUCAUGCUUAUCUAUGAUUAAAUAUAAAAUAAUAAUUUUUGAAAGACAUCUCCUUAUUUCAAUAUAUUUUUAACCAUAAAAAAUUAAUAAGCAUUGAAGUACAUUUAAAAUUCUAUCAAUCAUAUUUUUUAAUUGCAGAUAAUUUCGAACAUCAACAGCCUUUGGUAAAUGUAAAACGAAAACGGGUGGUAAAGUUUUGCGAUCAGGAAAUCCUGUUGAUGUUGAGGAGCUACCAGACUUAUCCAUGUGCUUGGGUCCAAAUACACAAAUCGAUGGUUGAUAACAUCCAUCAGCUUCCAUUAGAAACGCAGAAUUUGUACAAUUCCUCUAAUGCAAAAGAAAUAAAAGAUAGGCUUUCUACAAAGUUAUCUAAAUUGCUGUCUGUAUCAGACCUCGAUAUAAAGAAUAUCACGAUCAGGAAUGAAUUGAAGAAGGUAAGGGACAUAGAAAUCAAAUUAGCACAACCUGUUCAUAAAAAACAGACCGGGGUACGUGCGACCACUGAUUUGAACAAAUUGGAUGUAAGAUCUCAAAUGAUGCAAGAUCUGUCCUCUUCCGAAGAGGAUUUGAAUGAGGCCAAUUCCGAUUCGUCUACGCCUGCUUCUUCAAAAUCUGCAUCUUUGACCGGUCCGUCUACAUCUACGUCUUCAUCUUUGCCCGGUCGGUCAAAAUCUUCAUCUGUGCCCGGUUCAUCUAGAUUUUCAUCUACGCCUGGUACUUCUAGACCAUCACCAUCUCAAAAAGGAGUUCGCAAACUGCCACUUCUGAGCGUUAUGCGGGAAAAUCAAGAGGCGUAUUACAUUUUUAUAACAAAAAAAGUACCAAAACUUCUUAAAGCUCUUGGUGUUGACUCUGACGAGUCUGAUUAA
Messenger RNA from Magallana angulata, 1033 nucleotides. RefSeq names its product histone H3.v1-like. Bases 383 to 1033 code for a protein of 216 amino acids. The transcript has 2 exons. The record is from RefSeq and is a predicted model, not a curated record. Lineage: Eukaryota; Metazoa; Mollusca; Bivalvia; Ostreida; Ostreidae.